AUGGAAAAUUGCAUUUUUUAUAAUCUCUCUCUCUCUCUCUCUCUCUCUCUCUCUCUCUCUCUCUCUCUCUCUCCACACAUUCGGACGUGGAUUGCAAAACAUAGGAUGGUAGAACUAACAUAUACACUUCCUUUUAUUGAGGAGGAUGAUAAUCUUUUUGAACGUUUCUUCUACCUUCUUCCUGGAGGUCCUACUAAGACCCCACUGACAGUGACACCAAAAGAUGAAAUAACCCCUAAUUCUACACAGGAUAACACUGAGGAAGAUGAUGCUAUUAGCCGUGAAUUAAGACUUCAAAAAAAAAUUAAUUCCCUGCAAGCCCAGAGAGGUUCUCUAAAUAAAAAUGCAAUUCGAGAAAGACGCCGUAUGAAAAAGCAAGAAAAGAAAUUGCAAGCCAAGAAAAAGGCAUUGACAGGAAAGAAGGAAAACCCUUCCAAAGACUCCAAGGUUAAAGGAAAAAAAAACUCCAAGAAGCAACCGGUGGAACCAUCGGACCAACUGCUGUUUGGGGGUCUCACAACAGAGAGUCAGAUGAAGAAGAGGAGAAAGACCAUAACAGUUACUCCCCCUCUCAUAUGUACCUAA
This is a messenger RNA of Acanthosepion pharaonis, 585 nucleotides long. Lineage: Eukaryota; Metazoa; Mollusca; Cephalopoda; Sepiida; Sepiidae. The record is from the annotation of a GenBank genome assembly.